CCAACUCGCCAAAAUGGAGAACGACAAGGGAGAGAUCGUCGAUCUCUACGUGCCCCGCAAGUGCAGCGCCACCAACCGCAUCAUCAAGGCCAACGACCACGCCUCCGUGCAGAUCUCCAUCGCCAAGGUUGACGAGAACGGCCGCUACACCGGCGAGAACCAGACCUACGCUCUGUGCGGUUUCAUCCGCGCCCGUGGUGAGAGCGAUGACUCCCUGAACCGCCUCACCCAGCGUGACGGCUACCUCAAGAACGUCUGGACCGCCAGCCGUCAGCGCUAAGCGGACGGUUUGUCACUGGGCGGUGUUUCCAAUUUUUAUGGGUUUUUUGAUGUCGGGUAUUUGGUGAUGGAUGAGAUGUUAUGGUCAACAUCAUGAUAUAUCUUAUAUCCAAAAAAAGAACUUGAAUGAAAGAAAAACUUCAAUAAAAAUUCACACCCGCCCCUUUAUACCCGGCAACACAACCGUCCCUCCUCACUUGUCUGCCUGCCUCUUAUCGCCUGUUCCUCUUCUUAGAGCCAGUCACAUGUAGAACUU
This is a messenger RNA of Aspergillus aculeatinus CBS 121060, 535 nucleotides long. It is a transcript of the gene rps21, whose product is annotated as 40S ribosomal protein eS21. Gene Ontology annotation, molecular function: structural constituent of ribosome. The transcript has 3 exons. Gene Ontology annotation, cellular component: ribosome; cytosolic small ribosomal subunit. Gene Ontology annotation, biological process: endonucleolytic cleavage in ITS1 to separate SSU-rRNA from 5.8S rRNA and LSU-rRNA from tricistronic rRNA transcript (SSU-rRNA, 5.8S rRNA, LSU-rRNA); translation; endonucleolytic cleavage to generate mature 3'-end of SSU-rRNA from (SSU-rRNA, 5.8S rRNA, LSU-rRNA). The coding region runs from base 14 to 280 and encodes 88 amino acids. Lineage: Eukaryota; Fungi; Ascomycota; Eurotiomycetes; Eurotiales; Aspergillaceae. The record is from RefSeq and is a predicted model, not a curated record.